Scaptodrosophila lebanonensis is the source of this 566-nucleotide messenger RNA. RefSeq names its product vacuolar ATPase assembly integral membrane protein VMA21 homolog. The transcript is spliced from 2 exons. The coding region runs from base 87 to 404 and encodes 105 amino acids. The record is from RefSeq and is a predicted model, not a curated record. Gene Ontology annotation, biological process: vacuolar proton-transporting V-type ATPase complex assembly. Lineage: Eukaryota; Metazoa; Arthropoda; Insecta; Diptera; Drosophilidae.
AAACGAAUGGCUUGUCAAAACGAAAGACAAUUAAUAUAAUAGUAUUGAAAUCUUUAGAAAAGGCAAUAUAAGCUAACUUAUUGAUUAUGACCAACAAGAACAAAAAGGGUAAUGGCAAUGAUGGGAGAGCUGCAAAACAGUCAGUUAAACAGCGCUCAGAGGACUCGCAGGACUACAGUUCCUUGAAAACGGUGCUCUUCUACUGUUCCCUCAUCGUGUUCCUGCCCGUGGCAACAUUCUUCGCGCUUAAGGGUUUUGUGCUGGACAAGUUCUUCAGCAUGGGUGAGCUGAAGGUUAACAUUGCAUCGGCUGUGGGAGCGGUGGUUGCUCUCCACCUGGCCUUUGGUCUGUACAUCUACCGCGCCUAUUUUACCGACACGAAGUCGCAAACCAAACAGGACUAACCACUUUUGCUGCUGCUGUUCAGCGCUCCAGUGAGAGACGACUGUUAAAUACAUUUAGUACCACCCAUUUCCAGCUCAACGUUUUUUUUGUUUACGUUGCAUUCGAUUGUUCUAAGCAUUAGUAACAUUAGUGUUAAGUAAACUAAUUGUAAUUACAUCGGA